AUUAGGAGGCGGCAGCUCAGAGUGAGAUUCCCGCCACUCUACAAACCCCGCCAACUGAGCUGGAAAAGACUGAAAGAAGUAGACGGACAUAGAAGAUCGAGCUCCAGUUUGAGUCAUUGUUCCUGCAGUAGUACGUUGGAAGUAACUGAAAGUGUUCUACCAACUAUGUGGAUACAGGUGCGUACAAUGGAUGGCCGAGACACCCGUCGUAUUGAUUCUCUGUCAAAACUUACUAAAGUGGAUGAUCUGAGAGACAGGAUUCAGCAGUUAUUUGGGGUGGCACUAGAGAGUCAGCGUCUAUUCUACAGAGGAAAACAGAUGGAGAAUGGACACACGCUAUUUGAUUACAGUGUGGGUUUGAAUGACAUUGUUCAGCUGUUAGUGCGUCAGAUUCCGGAUUCGUUUCCCACAAAGCAUAAAGAAUGUGAACUUUCUGAUGCUUCUGCUGGUUGUGGUUCAGGACAAAGAGAUUCUGAUUCUGGCAGUGGUGAGGGUGCCAUGGAUGUGGAUGGACAGUCUAUUUCCAUAAUUGGUGAAAAUGUAGGCACUAGCCUAUAUAAGAAAAAUGAUUUAGUGGAUGCUCGAGAUCUAAACAUGGGUGCAUGGUUUGAGGCUCAAAUUGUAAAUGUCUCGAAGAAAGUCGGCCCUUAUGGGACAUUGCCUGAAGUCUCGGACACAUCUGUAACUUCUGAUGCCAUAAUUUAUCAUGUAAAGUAUGAGGAUUAUCCUGAAAAUGGAGUCGUGCAGUUGACUUGUAAGGAUGUGAGGUUGCGGGCACGUACCACACUACCAUGGCAUGAGAUCAAAGUGGGUCAAGUGGUAAUGGUAAACUAUAAUCCAGAUGAGCCAAAGGAGAGAGGAUACUGGUAUGAUGCAGAAAUACUGAGGAAACAUGAGAGUAAAAAAAUUAAAGAAAUUUAUGCCAAGGUGUUACUUGGGGAUGCUGGUGACUCAUUAAAUGACUGUAGAAUAAGAUUUGUCAAUGAAAUUUACAAAAUAGAAGAGCCGGGAUCUACAUAUCUUAACACUGAGAGCCCUCAAAAACGUCAGAAUGGUCCAGAAUGUAAACACUGUAAGGACAACCCAAAGAGAGCCUGCAGGAUGUGUGCAUGUUGUAUUUGUGGGGGCAAACAGGACCCAGAGAAGCAACUACUUUGUGAUGAGUGUGACCUGGCAUUCCACAUUUAUUGCCUUAAACCCCCAUUGUCUGUCAUACCUCAAGAUGAAGACUGGUACUGCCCAGACUGCAGAAAUGAUGCAAGUGAAGUGGUUUUAGCUGGUGAGAAGUUGAAAGAAAGCAAAAAGAAAGCCAGAAUGGCAUCUGCUAACUCCUCAUCGCAGAGAGAUUGGGGCAAGGGAAUGGCAUGUGUAGGACGCUCGCGAGAAUGCACAAUUGUUCCAUCUAAUCAUUAUGGUCCGAUCCCUGGAGUACCUGUUGGAACACUGUGGAAAUUUAGAGUCCAAGUAAGCGAAUCUGGAGUCCACAGGCCGCAUGUGGCUGGCAUACAUGGAAGAAGCAAUGAUGGCUCAUAUUCUUUAGUGCUGGCUGGAGGCUAUGAAGAUGAUGUGGAUAAUGGGAAUGAGUUUACUUAUACUGGCAGUGGUGGUAGGGACCUGUCUGGAAACAAGCGAACAGCAGAGCAGUCUUGUGACCAGAAACUCUCAAAUAUGAACAGGGCUCUUGCAUUGAACUGCAGCGCACCUAUAAAUGACAAAGAGGGAUCUAUUGCCAAGGACUGGCGAGCAGGCAAGCCAGUUCGCGUGGUGCGUAAUUCAAAGGGUAGAAAACACAGUAAAUAUGCUCCAGAGGAAGGCAAUCGCUAUGACGGCAUCUAUAAGGUAGUAAAAUACUGGCCAGAAAAAGGUAAAUCUGGAUUCUUGGUAUGGAGGUACCUCUUAAGGAGAGAUGACUAUGAACCUGCACCUUGGUCAAAGGAAGGCAAAGAAAGAAUAAAAAAACUAGGUCUAACCAUGCAGUAUCCCGAUGGUUACUUGGAAACUCUUGCUAGCAAAGAGCGAGAAAAAGAAAACAAGACAGAAGAUGAACCGAUCGACUCACCUAGCAAAGGAAAAAGGAAGAGAAACUCUGACAAUGAACAAACAGCUGCCAAAAGCAUUCCAAAGAAAAUGAAAGUGGCGUCCUACAAACUAACCCUGGAGCAGAAAACACUUAUUAAACAAGAUGUUCUAAAUGCAAAGUUAUGGAGUGAAGUAAUGUUGUUUCUAAAAGAAGGCCCUAAGUUUGUGAACAAGGUAGAAGAAACAUUCCUGUGCAUCUGCUGUCAAGAAGUGGUGUAUGAACCAGUCACAACUGAAUGCCAUCAUAACAUCUGCAAGGGGUGCCUGGACCGUUCUUUUAAAGCAUUGGUACAUAGCUGCCCUGCUUGCCGGCAUGAUCUGGGCAAAAACUACCCACUGAACGUGAACAAACCACUGCAAGCCAUCCUCAGCCAGUUGUUUCCAGGUUAUGAGAGCGGCCGGUGAUCAUUACAGAUGAUUUAGAAAUGCUUGCUUGACUCUUUAUACUUGGUUAUGACAAAAGUUAGAUUAGAAUUAAAUUCUUAAAUGACUCUGCAAGGGGUAACAAUGAUCAAAUAAUUUCCUAUGCUUGCUUUACUUUAAAUUUGUAUUUAUGUAUGUCUUUAAAACCAUGCAAGGUCAAUAACAGUCAGCUCUUCAGUUUAAGAUUACAAAAAAUUUUUUCUAAAUGCAAUGCAUGCACAGAAUGCAAAAAUAUGCACCAGAAAUGAAAAAAGUUAGUCCUUUAGUUUAGUCCCCUCCUGCCGAUCCUAAUUCAGUCUCUCAACUGUAGAAUGCUUCGUAUAGGGAAAAAAGUAGAUCAGCGCCUUUGGCAACGGAGUCCAACUCACCAGAAACAAAAAGAAAAAGAAAGGGGGAAAAAAAAGAAUCGACAUAGUGUAGUAUUUUCGGAAAUAUUCGUUCCACACCAGGUGUUUGUAUGCAAAAUUUCUAUUCUGUUAUAUUUGUUCCCCUUUUUCCAAAAUUUCCUCUAUUUUAAUCCUCCAUUUCAGGGGCGGUGCUUUUACUUUUCAACAUGCAUGUGUAUCUUCCACCAACAAACGGUUAAAGUGCCUACUUACAAGACUUUUUAGUUUUUCAAUCACGUAUAAUAGUGUUUUCCUUUUCCUUUCCCUUUGAACAAACUUCUGUGCCUUCCACCAAAAAAUGGUUAAAAUGCCUACUUACAAGACCUUGAUGUGUGAUUCACAUAUAGUAUUAUUAUACGCCCAUUCUUCUUUUCUCAGUUCCUCCAAUCACUCCCACAUGGAAUAGAGACGUAUAUUGUGUAAUACGUUUUAAUAAAUAUUUAAAAACUUACAUAAAAAUUUUGCACUCCUAUUUUAAUCGAGUUUCACAAACAUUUCGAUAAAAUCAGCUGUCCUUAGCAGGUUGCCCAGGUCUUUCCGGGGUAGGAGUAAAAGAGCCGGCUUCUCCUAUCCCUCGUGGUUGCGUUCCUGCUGGUCAGCGUAUAAUAAUACUAUAUGUGAAUCACACAUCAAGGUCUUGUAAGUAGGCAUUUUAACCAUUUUUUGGUGGAAGGCACAGAAGUUUGUUCAAAGGGAAAGGAAAACACUAUUAUACGUGAUUGAAAAACUAAAAAGUCUUGUAAGUAGGCACUUUAACCGUUUGUUGGUGGAAGAUACACAUGCAUGUUGAAAAGUAAAAGCACCGCCCCUGAAAUGGAGGAUUAAAAUAGAGGAAAUUUUGGAAAAAGGGGAACAAAUAUAACAGAAUAGAAAUUUUGCAUACAAACACCUGGUGUGGAACGAAUAUUUCCGAAAAUAUUACACUAUAUGUCGAUUCUUUUUUUUCCCCUUUCUUUUUCUUCUUGUUUCUGGUGAGUUGGACUCCGUUGCCAAAGGCGCAGCUCUUCAGUUUAACAGUAUAAUGAAGCCUUAUAUUCAAGCCUGGCAAAACAGGAUUUUGAGAUCUGGCUUAUCGUUUGCCAGAUAUUGUGCAAAUCUUUUGUUUUGGUUCCAUACAUAUGUCCAUAUGCUAAAAAGUGGCAUAUUAAUAAUGGCCAAAGAAACCAGAUAUUUGCUUUGGUUUUUUAUUUUGUAGUUGAUUGUUCAGAUUUCACUGCUGAAUGGUUGCUAUGGGCAACAUAAGUGAUGUUUUUUCUCGAAUAUUAAUAAACAGCUUUGCUGACUAACUUUGGAGCCAGUAUAUGGCAAGCUUUAUCCUUGCAAAUGUAUGUUCUACCUCGUUGUGACUUCUAGCCCAUCAGCAGGCCCUAUAAACCUGAUGCCAUUUUCUUGCAGAAUGGGCCAGGAGAUAUUCAACACAUUUUCAGUCUACCUCUACAAUAUAUGGUAAACUUUGAGCUGAGGAAAACAAAGAUUAAAGCAGUAGUAACACCAAAAAAUGUUUUUGUUUUUUGAAAUGAAUGAAAAUAUAAUGUACUGUUUCCCUGCACUGUAAAACUGGUGUUGCUAUAUAAACACUAUUGUUUAUCCAGCUGCUUGUGUAGCCAAGGGGGCAGCCAUUCAAAUACAGGAGACUCUGUAGAUAAGUUUGAAAGAAUCCCAUUGUAUACUACCGAGCUUAACUGAUGGGUAUCCUGUGCCUUUUCUCCUUUUUCUAGCUUGAAUGGCUGUCCCUAUGCUGUCACAACAGCUUCUUUAUAUAAAAGUUUCUUUAAAGCACCAAUUUUAGCAGUACAGUUCAACACUAAUUAUAUUUUCAUUACUUAAAAUCACUAAUUUACUCAUUUGUUGGUGUUGCUAUUGCUUUACAGAGCCCACUGUUUCUAUUAAAGAGACACCGAAGAGGGCAGAUUUCAGUUUUAUUUCUUUUUAUGCCAUAGAGAAAGUCAGUCGUCUACCACAUCUUUUUAUUGUCUCUUGGUUUUUCUACAGCCUAAAGUUUAUAACAUUGUAAGCUCUUCGGAGAACUGAAUCUAGCUGUUGGGUUGUUUUGUUAAGCUUUUAGAAACAGUGUUUAACAUGAUUUUAACUUUUGCUUGUUUGCAGCUUUUACAUUAUUCUGGGAAUGUUACUGUGACCAAAGUAACUUGAAUUUUUGUGUAAAAUGUUAUCAAUUUGUGUUUUGUAAUCCACUAUAAAAAAUAAAUAAAAUGUUUUCAAAAGUA
This is a messenger RNA of Xenopus laevis (African clawed frog), 5113 nucleotides long. RefSeq names its product ubiquitin-like with PHD and ring finger domains 1 S homeolog (gene uhrf1.S). The transcript has 17 exons. Gene Ontology annotation, biological process: negative regulation of gene expression via chromosomal CpG island methylation; chromatin organization; protein ubiquitination. The coding region runs from base 166 to 2484 and encodes 772 amino acids. The record is from RefSeq and is a predicted model, not a curated record. Gene Ontology annotation, molecular function: ubiquitin protein ligase activity. NCBI's taxonomy places the organism in Eukaryota, Metazoa, Chordata, Amphibia, Anura, Pipidae. Gene Ontology annotation, cellular component: chromosome; nucleus.